AUGCUAAUACAGACCAAACAUAUGCUACUCUUGGUGUUCACGACGCUGUUCUACACUACGGUGUUUGCCAUGACAUUAAAGCAUAUAAUCGACCAACCAACCACCCUUAGACCACGGUUCCUAUUUGCAAAUGAAGCCAUGGCAAACCAACAACAACAGCAGCAACAGCAGCAGCAACAGCAACAGCAACAAAAACAAGCCGCAGCGACGUCGACCUCGGACUCAAUCAAUGAAAAUUUAAAAAACAGUGGGAUCAUCCUUGGUUUCAUCACCAUUGGGCAAACAGCCAUGGGGUAUUUGGCAAACUUCAUGCCUCUGAUUGUCAAACACCACAAAAUUACCAAAGAGUCCUCGACAACUGUGGUGACCACCGUGACUCCUAGCACCAUGAGUGUCAUCAGAACCUCGGACAUUGUGGUGUAUCAAACAGCUGCCCCGACAGUCACUCAGUUUGUGAUUUCUAGUGCUUCUUCUCAUUCUUCUUCUUCUAUUUUGUAA
Molecule: messenger RNA, 498 nt
Organism: Saccharomycopsis crataegensis
Lineage: Eukaryota; Fungi; Ascomycota; Saccharomycetes; Ascoideales; Saccharomycopsidaceae
Exons: 1
Coding region: 1-498 (165 amino acids)
Source: RefSeq, a predicted model, not a curated record